AUGGCUUAUCAUUACGUAGUUACCGCACAGAAGCCUACAGCAGUUAUAUCAUGUAUCACAGGAAAUUUUACAUCACCUACGGAUUUAAACCUUCUGGUAGCGAAGGUGUCCCGCCUGGAGAUGUACCUAGUAACUCCCGAGGGACUGAGACCUAUGAAGGAGGUUGGCUUGUAUGGCAGGGUGGCUAAGAUGAAAUUAUUUAGACCACCGUAUGAACAAAAAGAUUUAGUAUUCAUACUGACGGCUCGGUAUAAUGCUAUGAUACUGGAAUGGAGGACAGGUGCUAACGGGGAGUUGGAGGUAGUUACCAGGGCUCAUGGCAAUGUUGCCGACCGUAUCGGCAAACCAUCGGAGAACGGAAUCCUGGCCGUCAUAGACCCACAAGCGAGGGUCAUCGGACUCAGACUAUAUGAUGGAUUAUUUAAAAUAAUACCACUUGAUAAAGAUUCUACCGAGCUCAAAGCUGCUAGUUUAAGAUUGGAAGAGCUGAAUGUGUAUGAUUUAGAAUUCCUACACGGAUGCUCGAAUCCUACAUUAAUUUUAAUUCACCAGGAUCUCAAUGGAAGGCAUAUUAAGACUCAUGAGAUAAAUUUAAGGGACAAAGAAUUCAUGAAGAUACCAUGGAAACAGGAUAAUGUGGAGACAGAGGCUUCAAUUCUCAUUCCAGUUCCAAGUCCACUAGGAGGUGCUAUUGUGAUUGGUCAGGAAUCUAUUGUGUAUCAUGAUGGACAGAGUUAUGUAGCAGUUGCACCGCCACAGAUAAAGACCCCUAUCAACUGCUACUGCCGCGUGGACGCUCGAGGUCUUCGUUAUUUGCUGGGAGACAUCGCCGGUCGACUGUUCAUGCUGCUAUUGGAAUUAUCGGAGCGAGACGGCACUGCUUCUGUCAGGGAUCUCAAAGUUGAAUUACUUGGUGAUAUCCCUAUCCCCGAGUGUAUGACCUAUCUGGACAACGGCGUUGUAUUCGUGGGUUCUCGCUUGGGAGACAGUGCGUUGGUCCGACUGGCCGCUGUGAGGGACGACGCCUCGCAGUACGUGCAGCCCAUGGAGACAUUCACUAGCCUGGCGCCCAUCGUGGACAUGUGUGUUGUGGACCUGGAGCGGCAGGGGCAGAACCAACUGAUUACUUGCUCCGGUGCGUUCAAGAUGGGUUCCCUGCGUAUAAUAAGGAACGGUAUCGGCAUUCAGGAGCAGGCGUCCAUCGACCUGCCCGGCAUUAAGGGCAUGUGGGCGCUCACACUUGGCCAGGGACCACAUCACGACACACUUGUACUGGCAUUUGUGGGACAAACUCGCGUGCUGACCUUAAACGGGGAAGAGGUUGAGGAAACAGAAAUAAAAGGCUUCGUGUCGGACAGACAGACUUUCUUCACGGGGAACGUGUGCCACGACCAGCUGAUACAAGUCACGGACGAGGGUAUACGGCUGAUAGGGCGCGGGCCGGGCGGCUGGGGCGGAGUCGCCGCCUGGGCCCCCGCCGGCCGGGCGCUGUCUGUGGUGUCCUGCGGAGACACGCGGGCCGUGGCCGCCGCGGGACCCAGGAUAUACCUCGUGGCUAUACAGCAGGGGGCGCUGGAACUGAUCGCUGAGGUGUGUAUGGACGAGGAGGUGGCCUGCCUGGACCUCGGCCCGGGCGGCGAGGAAGCCCUACUAGGGGUCGGCUUGUGGACGGAUAUAUCUGUACGAGUACUGAAACUACCUGACCUACGACCGCUACAUACAGAGAAACUCUCUGGAGAGAUCAUCCCCCGCUCGCUGCUCAUCUGCGUGUUGGAGGGCGUGUGUUACCUGCUGUGCGCGCUGGGCGACGGCUCCAUGUUCUACUUCACCGUGGACCCGGACAGCGGCGCGCUCACCAACAAGAAGAAGGUCACGCUCGGCACGCAGCCCACCGUGCUGAGGAGCUUCAGAUCUCUGUCAACGACCAAUAUCUUCGCGUGUUCUGAUCGUCCAACCGUUAUAUUUUCGUCCAACCACAAGCUGGUGUUCUCCAACGUUAAUCUCAAAGAAGUAGCUCACAUGUGUUCACUCAACGCCGUGGCUUAUCCCGACAGUUUGGCUCUAGCUACAGAUAGUACAGUGACAAUUGGUACUAUAGAUGAAAUACAAAAGCUGCACAUACGGACCGUGCCGCUGGGAGAGACGCCAAGACGUAUUGCCUACCAAGAAGCUUCACAGACGUUCGGCGUGAUCACGAUGCGCGUGGACAAGGUGGAAUGGACUGGCGGAUGUGGGUCGCUGGUGCGGCCGUCCGCCUCCACCGCCGCCGCAUCCGCUUCCGCCGCCGCGCCCCCCUCCAAGCACGCGCCCGCACCGCUCGACCUCGAGCUACACAACCUGCUCAUACUGGACCAUCACACCUUCGAGGUCCUCCACGCUCACCAGCUGCUGGCCAACGAGUUCGCCAUGUCUCUAGUGUCGUGUAAGCUAGCCGACGAUCCCAACCACUACUACGCCGUGGGCACCGCCAUACUCAACCCGGAGGAAUCAGAACCCAAACAGGGGAGGAUUCUUUUAUUCCACUGGUGCGAGGGAAAACUCACUCAAGUGGCUGAAAAAGAAAUUAAAGGAGGCUGUUACACAUUAGUGGAGUUCAAUGGAAAAUUACUAGCAUCCAUAAACAGCACUGUCAGAUUAUUUGAAUGGACUUCAGAGAAGGAGUUGAGAUUAGAAUGCAGUCACUUCAACAAUAUUGUGGCCUUGUACCUCAAAGUGAAGGGAGACUUCAUACUUGUGGGAGAUCUCAUGAGGUCCAUGUCUUUACUGCAGUAUAAACAGAUGGAGGGUUCGUUUGAAGAGAUAGCCCGUGACUACAGCCCUAACUGGAUGACGGCCGUCGAGAUACUCGAUGAUGACACCUUCCUCGGCGCUGAGAACAGCUUCAACCUCUUUGUAUGCCAAAAAGAUAGCGCGGCUACAACUGAUGAAGAAAGACAGCAGAUGGGCUACAUGGGUCAGUUCCACGUUGGUGAUAUGGUGAAUGUAAUGAGGAGGGGAGCCCUGGUCGCUCAACUGGCAGACACCGCCGCGCCUGUCGCACGACCUGUACUACUAGCGACCGUCUCCGGCGCUAUAUGUCUAGUUGUACAAUUAUCACAGGAACUAUUUGAUUUCCUUCAUCAAUUAGAAGAAAGGCUCACACACACGAUCAAGUCGGUGGGUAAGAUCCCUCACUCAUUCUGGAGAUCAUUCAACACUGACAUCAAAACUGAGCCCGCAGAAGGUUUUAUUGAUGGAGACCUGAUAGAAAGUUUCUUAGACCUAUCUAGGGACAUGCAACAAGAAACAUUGCAAGGAUUACAGAUCGAUGAUGGCGGUGGCAUGAUGAGAGAUGCUACUGUAGAUGAUCUCAUCAAAAUAGUUGAAGACCUCACCAGGAUACAUUAG
Molecule: messenger RNA, 3387 nt
Organism: Danaus chrysippus (African queen)
Lineage: Eukaryota; Metazoa; Arthropoda; Insecta; Lepidoptera; Nymphalidae
Source: the annotation of a GenBank genome assembly